Molecule: messenger RNA, 2399 nt
Organism: Bombina bombina (fire-bellied toad)
Lineage: Eukaryota; Metazoa; Chordata; Amphibia; Anura; Bombinatoridae
Gene: SCFD2
Product: sec1 family domain containing 2
Exons: 10
Coding region: 71-2128 (685 amino acids)
Biological process (GO): vesicle-mediated transport; intracellular protein transport
Source: RefSeq, a predicted model, not a curated record
UCUAACACGACCUUGUUGCUGUUUCAGCGUGUGUUAGUUGACAACUUGACACUGGCUGUCAGAUUGUACUAUGGCUUUGACGUUGCACGAUUUUUGCCUGAAGGUGUGGGAGCCGGUGUUAGCUAAAGCUAGGCGAGCGGUGGUGUUCCUUGACACGCCGUGUGCUGAGAUCCUACAUUGGUGCGGUGGUGCUGAGCUGCUGCUCAAUUCUGGCGCAGUGGACGUUAAGGAGUUUUCAAGCUUCGAGUCUGGAACUAACAGUCAACCUAAGGCUUUAUUCGUGGUGAGCUCCCCUCUAAGAGGCCGUGUGAUGGAUGUGGUCCGGGACGUGGUGAGUCAGAGUGCUUUCCAGUACUGUGUGCUGGUGACCGCCGUGAGCCCAGGAGAGUCAGAGGGCCGUGCCAGUCACGAACAGUUGGAGGAGAGACUGUGCGAGUGGAUGGGGAACAUGAACUACACUGCUGAAGUGAUGUGGGCUCCGUUACUUCUCGCCCCGCUGGCCCCUCACCUGCUCACAGCCCCAGCCUAUUCCUCCUUGUUCCCCCUGCUAACACCUGAAGACUUGCAGACCCUCAACUGGAGCCGCCCGGAAAAGAAGAGGUUCGCUGGUUUAGGUGAUGUUGAUUUACCAUCGCUGACCCCCGAGCUCCAGCUUCAGAUCAAGAAUUUGGUAUCUGGACUCAACUACCUCAUGGAGGGCAUCGGGGUUCGCGAGGAGUGUUUCUCUGUAGGGCACAUGAGCAGAAUAAUUGCUGGGGAGCUAGCCAGCUACCCACAGGCUAAAAACCGCAGGAAGGCUUCACAGAGCAAGGCAUCACUAGUCUUCAUAGACAGGACUUUGGACCUAACGGGAUCUGUUGGACAUCAUGGAGAUAGCCUGGUGGAGAAAAUUGUGUCCGUGCUUCCCUGUAUUCCUGGACAUAGCAAUGAUGUUAUGGUUAAUAUGGAAGAACUUACAGGCCUUCGGAGUGAAGCAGAGAAUGAGGGAAUUAUAGCUCCAGGAUGUUUAGCACAGCCAAAUGACUCUGCUGCCAAAGCCCUCUGGGAGUCCAUAUUGAACAUGAAGCAGAAGGAAGCAGUGAUGGAAGUCAGGAGACAUCUAGUGGAAGCAGCUAGUAGGGAGAAAUUGCCCAUUAAGAUGAGUAUGGGUAGAGUCACACCUGAGCAACUCCGAUCACAUAUCCAACUCUUCAAGGGAAACGGACAAGCUUUGGAGAGUCACUGUGGUCUCCUUCAGCUGGCAUUGGCUACAGUUCAGACAUUAAAGCAUCCUCAGUACUCAAAGUGGGACAACUUCCUAGCAUUUGAAAGGCACGUCUUACAGAGCACUGGAAAGUCUGAACUACCAACAGUCCUAAACCAAUUAUACCCAAUGAUUAAAUCUCAUAAUGAGAGAACAAAUGAUGACUAUAGUGUGGAAGAAAUCAUUAUUAUACUGAUCUAUAUUUACUCAGUGACUGGUAAUAUUGAGAUAAACAAAGAACUGGAAGUUAUUGAAAACCAAAUAAAGAAAUCUCUUGUCCAGUCUUUCUGCGAUGAGCCGGAGCUGAGCACUUUGUUACAAAAGAUAACAGGGAAAAAUCUCCAAGGAAACAUUAACACAAGGAAUCAAACACUGAAGGAAAAGUUCCUAGAAUGUGAGACAUCUCCUGAACUGACAUUAGAAAAAUCCAGAUCUGCUGUUGAGAAAAUCUUUGUGUCCUUACGUGAAAUUGCAAAGACUCGAGCAAACUUGAAGCAGCUCCAUUCAGUGUAUAUACCUGGGAGCAAUAUUCAACAGGCCUCGUACAAGCCUUUGUUGAAACAGAUUGUGGAGGAAAUAUUUCAUCCUGAUCGCACAGAGCCUGUCGAUAUUGAGCACAUGUCUUCUGGUCUCACUGACCUUCUAAAAACUGGAUUUAGCAUGUUUAUGAAGGUGAGCCGCCCACACCCUGGGGACUCUUCUCUUCUGAUCCUGUUUGUGAUUGGCGGCGUUACUGUGUCAGAGGUCCGAAUGGUAAAGGACCUUGUUUCAACGCUAAAGCCUGGAGUUCAGGUGAUCGUCUUGUCCACAAGACUUCUGAAACCGAUUGACAUUCCUGAAUUGCUGUUUGCAACAGACCGGCUACACCCAGACAUUGGCAUUUGAUUGUUUAUCUUUCAGCAGAUGAGUGAUAUUCCUGGGUUAAAAUCACAUCUUCCUUUAUUUUAAAAUGUUUAUUUUAAUGGUUAAUUGCAAUAAGAUGCCCUGAUGUGCAAACUUGUAAUUCAUUAUUAGGGUGUGUGGAUUUCAUUCCAAUUCAUUUGGAACUGUUUUCUCUGUUUAACUUUUUUUUUCUAAUGUGCUUUAACUUGCCUCUUAUUAUCUCCUGUUCUUUGCUUCUGGCAAAUUAGUACAAUUAAAAGAGAUUGAUUAAAAA